Molecule: messenger RNA, 2207 nt
Organism: Topomyia yanbarensis
Lineage: Eukaryota; Metazoa; Arthropoda; Insecta; Diptera; Culicidae
Gene: TRAM
Product: translocating chain-associated membrane protein 1
Exons: 6
Coding region: 291-1424 (377 amino acids)
Biological process (GO): protein insertion into ER membrane; SRP-dependent cotranslational protein targeting to membrane, translocation
Cellular component (GO): endoplasmic reticulum membrane
Source: RefSeq, a predicted model, not a curated record
GUGUGAAGCCGUAACUGACAACUGGUCAUCCACGUAGCUGCCUUGCCGGAGCUGGUGAUAGCGGAUUCUGUUGUUGUUUGUUGGUUCCCUUUCCAGCGUAUUGACUGCGCCGCAUAGCCAAAACCAAAAUUUUGCGAGUGUGAAGUUACCGUCGACAAUUCGUUUUCUUUCUCGGCACGGGAGGACUUUAGUUUGCUUAGUCGUAAACAAUCUCCUGCUCUAGUGGAAUAGCAAAUUCAAGGUCCUUGUUUUUUUUGGUGAAUAGUUUGCGUUAAGCUAAGCUGACAAAAAUGGCAAUCAAACCAGGAAUGGGACGAAAAUCGUCCAACAAAAAUCCGCCCUUCCUGAGCCACGAAUUUGUGAUCCAGAACCAUGCCGAUAUCGUUUCUUGCUUUGCGAUGAUCUUUGUCGUCGGAUUGAUGCUGCAGGCCACAAAUUCCCUUGCAAGUAUUUUUAUUGCUUUGCAUCACAAUGUUACCGGUGUCGAUCCGAGCCAUGAAAACCCACAGGGAGAGCCAUACUUCUACACGUCCGGCUGGAAGGAUGGUUGUGCGGUGUUUUUCUACACCCUUAUCUGUAUCAUCAUGCAUGCUAUACUGCAGGAAUACGUUCUGGACAAAAUUUCCAAAAAACUCCACCUAUCCAAGUUCAAGCUGUCCCGUUUUAAUGAAUCCGGCCAAUUGGUGGUGUUUUACGGCAUGUCCUUCCUGUGGGGCUUCGACGUAAUCGUCCGGGAGCAGUAUAUCGGUAACGUGGCUAAACUGUGGGAAGGUUUUCCGGAUCACCCGAUGGUAUUCCUGCACAAGUUAUUCUUCAUUAUCCAGAUGGCGUACUACUGGCACAUGCUACCAGAGCUGUACUUCCAAAAGGUGAAAAAGGAUGAACAGAAGGCAAAGGUUCAGCAUGCUCUUGGUGGGUUCUUCCUUAUUGCGACCGCCUACUUCCUGGGAUUCCAUCGCAUUGCGCUAGUGCUGCUGACAUUACACUACUUCUGCGAAUUUAUCUCGCACACAUUCCAGCUGAUCAAUAUCUUCGAUAAGGACGAGAAAUUCGUCAGAUUGCGUCUGGUUCACAACGUGAUCUUCAUUCUGACCCGCUUUGCCACGAUGGUGCUAACCUUCCUGACGCUGUUCUACGGGAUCAACGACGUAUCGCAAACGAAACGCAGCUUCAUGCUGGCCACGAUUUUUGGUCUGCAGGGCUAUCUGAUCUUUGAUUUUAUCUCGAACGUGCUAAGAUCGAAGCGGGAACGUUCGGUCGAACAUUCGGAACGUCAGGCGAAGGCAGCGGCUACCAAGAGCGAAAAGUCCAAGAAGGAGCGUAAGAAGGAAAGCGACCUACCCGAAGCUGACCAGAAUUCAAUUCAGUCGGUACCGGCACCGGCUGUCAGUGGAAAGGCCGCCAAGAAGACCAAGGUCAAAUAAGCGAAUUUGUGUAGGUUAUUCUUAGUUUUGUUUGUUUUCAACGAACACACUAUUGCGCUCUCCACGUUAAAAACAAAUCCGAGUAACGCAAAGCUAAAAGUAUUUGCUUCCGUUUUCUAAAAACAUUUAAAGAUAGUGCAGCUGUGUAAUGCAACCAGUUUAAUUUCUUUGAUUACCCUAGAGUACCAUUUCACUUUUGGUUGACCGAGCAAGAAGCUCAGUCGUAGUUUAUAAAAUGAUCAACAAAACGCAUGCUCAAAAUAUCCACUUUUUAAGUAGUGAUAGAAAACGUUAACUGUUCUUAAAGUACCAGUUCGUUAGUAUCGCCGUCAAACUAGACAUGCUUUUUGCACCUGAGACAAAUGAAAAUCAAAACUAGCCAAGUAGAAAAGAGAUGGUGGAGCAAGAGCGAUUUGUAUGCUUUUAUAUGCAUUUACAACUUUCACCGGAUAAUGAAACCAGUUUUUUUGUUUACUAAACUAAAUAGCAGAAACAGGCUCACAGGAUACCUCUUUUUUUGGGAACAAUUUUAAGUUGAUUUUUCUCCAUUAUAAUCUAUUACUAUUCAGAGCUCAGAGUAUACAGUAAAGUUUUGUAUGUUCUAAUGCAAUAACAAAAUAAAAAUUGACACAUCCAAUUGUACAAGGAAUCGUCAGAUAUCACAUCACGGUUUUGCGAUCAGAAUUUCAAAAAGAUAAACUUUCUCACUAUAAAAUAUAAAUCACAACGUUAUGCAACUGGUAACGACGCUGAAUCCAUCUGAAUAAAAACUCGACACGUCAA